AUCAACAACGUGCAUUCAUAUGCGUUGUGGAACAAUAUUUUUAACAACCCGUAGAAGCAGCACGUUGCAUUAUACAAUUUAUAACAACGUGCAUGUAUAGCGUGUUGUCAAAAUAUAGAGUAGAGCUAUUUUCACAACGCAGCCUUGCGUGUUGUAGUAGUUUUAAGUUCUACAACGCACGACGCAUGUUGUCAAAAUUAUAUUAAUUUUUUAAAUAAAAAAAUUGGUCGAAAAGGGAGCGAAAAUUUUUGCGGGAAAAGUCCCCCUUUCUCAAAACCUAAAACAUGUUCUUUUAUAUGGGUUUGGCCUAAAAAGUUUUCACAAGUUCCAACAAGUCUCUCUCAUCCAUUCACCUUCCCCUUCCUCUUCUAUUCUCUUGUUUUUUUUAACGAACCCCUUCCUCUAUUCUCUACAGCGCACUAGUUAUCACUCUAAAGCUUAAAGAAAUCCAAAGCUUGCCUCUAAUUGAAUGGCCAUGUCUUUCUCUACAGCACAGUUAUCACUCUAAAGCUUAAAGAAAUCAGUCUGACUCUAAUUGAAUGGCCAGACAAGGCCAGGGCCACUAAGAGAUUGUUUGAAAUUGAAUGGACUAAGAAGUGGGCACCAACUAUAAACUCCAAUACUACUACUCUUGCAAAGGUUGGUUGCUGUCAAAGUCUUUUGAAAAGUAUAUCACAAGAUGUCUGGUUGUAAGUCUUCUGAGAUUAUUGCAAAGAGAACAGCAAAGCAACUCAAGGCAGCAUUGGCUAUUGCAACUCAACGUCGAAAUUUAGGAAUUCGUAUAUGUGAUGAAAGGAUGAAUAACAAAGAGAAACAACCAAGAGGUACACAGCAAGACAAUUCGCAGCAGGAAACUACCAUUAGAGGACAUCGUGAAAAUGAGGUUAGAACAUCUAAUGUGAGGUCCAAUUCUUCAUCUACUCAUCCAGCUACUGAUGUAGAAGAGCAGCCAGCACAAGCUCAAAAUGUUACACAAACCAAAGAACAAAAAAAGAAGCGAGGUCCUACUAGAAUGGCAGUUAUUCCCCAAGGCAAAAAAUCACGGUUAGAAGUUAGUUUCAAUCUCGGUGGACAACUAUGUGGUCCAAAUUCAGAGUCUUUUGCCUCAUUUCUUGGGGUCUUAACGCGAGCGCAUGUGCCUAUUGUUAUGUCAAAUUGGAAGGACCUUAAAGAAAAAAACAAGGAUGAGCUUUGGUCAUUACUUCAGCAAAACUACAUAGUGGGAGAUGAGCAUAAAAAUUUUAUUUUUAGGAUGAUGGGGAAAUAUUGGAGACAAUUUAAAUCAAAAAUAACAACAGCAAUUCGUGAAGCAAGUAAAAGAAAGCAUAAGGCACGUGCCAUUUCCCUUGUGAAGCCAGACAAUGUAAAGUCAAAGGAAGAUUGGGACAAAUUUGUCAAAGAAAGACUUGGAGCGGAAUUUCAAAAACUAAGUGAAAAGUUUAAAGCAAUGAGAAAGAAGCAAAAGUACACACAUACAAUGAGUCGAAAAGGCUAUGCCCGUAUGGAGUAUGACAUGAAAUUAAAUCAUCCAAAUCCUGAAGAAAUAAAUAGAGUGACAUUGUGGACAAAAGCGCAUGAGAGAAAGGAUGGUACACCAAUUAACGAAGUUGUUAGCAACAUAUUGAAAGAUAUAAAGACGUGCAAUGAGUCGAAAGAGAAUCCACCAGCGAGAAAUUCUAUACGAGAUGAUGCUAUAGCAAGAGUUUUGGGACCUGAAACUCGUGGCCGAGUUCGAGGGCUUGGGUUUGGUGCAACACCCUCUAGAGUAGAUGCAGUAAUUCAAGGCAGUGAACGAGUUAAAGAACUUGAAUCCGUAGUGAAAUCUCAAUCUCAAAGGAUGCAGCUAAUUGAAGCCAAACUUGAAGCAUUUAUUAAAAUGUCUCAAGAGCCUCAAAAUAAGAAUGUAGAGGAUAUGAUAAGUGCACAUGCAUGUACUCCUCAAUCACAACAAGGAAGCCGUCAUGUACAAGAUAAAAGUUACAAUGUGAAUGCAAGAUGUGGUCAAAGUAGCAAUCUUGAAUAUGGAAGAUGUCAACUUUUACACUGGUACAAUUUUGAAUUGGAGCAAGUUGUAGCUGAGGGACAUAUUGCCUCAACAGACCCAACUGUUAAAGUUCAUCAUAUGCCUAUUGGACGUGAUUGUUGGAAGGUUUGGGUUGAUGAAGUGCUUGAUGAAGAACUUAACUUGUAUAGACCCACAGAUGAAGCGCGAAGACUUGGUGAAGCUUUAGGCAGUACUGUUGCAUGGCCAAAAAGCUGUAUAAAAUUGCUUAACUAAGGUGCUUAGACCAUGUUUGACAAGGCUUUCAAAUUGUGAUACUCAACAGUUUGACAAGGAUUUUGAGGUGCAACUAACCAAGUUUCUAAAGCAUGUUUCAGCAUGAUCUUUAAGUGCAAUCAAUCAUGUUUUUAGAUCAUUCUGACAAGGAUUUUGAAUUGUAAUUAUAGGCAUAGAACAAUCAUUUUGCACAAUUAGAAUUGGGAUGAAUAUAUCUUUCUAAUAUGUAUGGAACUCCUUAUUUAUCUUUUGAAUGAAAGCUGUGUAUUAUAGGCUGUCU
Molecule: messenger RNA, 2558 nt
Organism: Prunus persica (peach)
Lineage: Eukaryota; Viridiplantae; Streptophyta; Magnoliopsida; Rosales; Rosaceae
Exons: 11
Coding region: 680-2278 (532 amino acids)
Source: RefSeq, a predicted model, not a curated record